Aspergillus heteromorphus CBS 117.55 is the source of this 2294-nucleotide messenger RNA. RefSeq names its product HMG-box domain-containing protein. The coding region runs from base 361 to 1881 and encodes 506 amino acids. Gene Ontology annotation, molecular function: DNA-binding transcription factor activity, RNA polymerase II-specific; RNA polymerase II cis-regulatory region sequence-specific DNA binding. The record is from RefSeq and is a predicted model, not a curated record. Gene Ontology annotation, cellular component: nucleus. The transcript is spliced from 3 exons. NCBI's taxonomy places the organism in Eukaryota, Fungi, Ascomycota, Eurotiomycetes, Eurotiales, Aspergillaceae. Gene Ontology annotation, biological process: regulation of transcription by RNA polymerase II.
CUUCUUCCUGCUUCUUCUUUGUUGCAUUGGGGAACUUCCCCGAUAGCCUUCUUCCCCUCCUCACGCCGUUCGGCGCACACGAUUGAUUGACAGGCAGCUCCCGGCCAGGCAUCUUCCGUGCCUUACUGACCGGCCUGUCCCGCCCCACGGGUCGCUGCACCCUUCCCACGAAUUUGAAUGAGGCUUCUCUCCUUAUCCAUAUAUCAACCAUCCGACUGUCCUCACAGCUGAUCCGGCAUUUAACUUCUUAUCCACUACACUCUUCCGCCUACUUCAGCUGCGCCGUCCUUUGCCCUCUCCAACAACCGGCUCCUUCCAUCAGCACUUGACACAUUCUCCACCCUACCUCCUUUCGACACCAUGACUGCUGCUACAGCGAGAUUGAUUCGCGGGCAGCCGCCUUCCCCACCGCAGUCCACCGAUGGAGAUCCCGCUCCCGAAGCCCACCGGGACUCCUGUGGCAUGCUCCCGUCGCUUUAUGGACACCCUGACACUUUCGCGCCUGCGGGGCUGCCGGGGACCCACAGGCAUGGAGAGACGGCAUAUGAUCAAAGACCCUCUGGCUACGCUUCCCCGCCCCCGCAGUAUGUUUCCUCCGGUGACUACUCAAGAGCUUUCCCACUGCAGAAUCAGAUGGCAGGGCUUCAGGUCAAUACCCCGCCUCCCGCUGCGGAUGAGGGUCUAGUUCCAAACUCCUUGUCACAGUGGGGCUCGCCCCCAUCCCAGAAAAAGGUGAUAAAGGCAAGGGUAUCUAGACCGACUAGGGUUCGUCGCCGGACGAGGAAAGCAAAGGAUAGGGAGAUGAGACACCGGCUCGAGGGCCCUUUGAGCCAACUUACCAAGGACAUGGACAGUGUUCCGCUUCGAGACAUGGAAGAAUAUGUGCAUCGGUCGAUUGAAAAAAGACUGGACGAUGUGCGCAAGAACCAGGGCAAGGUCGCCAGACCCAUGAACUCCUUUAUGCUCUAUCGGUCAGCAUAUGCGGACCGAACCAAGAAACUGUUCUCACAAAAUAACCACCAGGUUGUGUCCGAGGCAGCAGGGGACAGCUGGAGGCUUGAAACCCAGGAAAUCCGUGAAAAAUAUGAGCGUCUGGCCAGUAUCGAAAAGGAUAAUCACCUGAAGGCUCAUCCGGGAUACAAAUUCUCGCCGGCAAAGGAUAAAAAAAAGCGAACUGGAGUUGAGGAUGGGCGGCCUAUGAUGAAUACCCCCGAUUCUAGCCCAGCUCUGCUCCAACACCGCGCUCUGAGCUCGUCCGAAGUCGACAGCAGUGGAUGGGAAAGCCGUGACUCGACACCAUUUGAUUUUCACUCCGACCAUGGCUUGCCCCGUGAGCCUUUUCUACCUCCUUCUGCAUGGCAUGCAAAUAACCAUGGCCGGCCACACAUGAUACCCUCUUCUGAACCAACGGCCCAUUACCUCCAUCAAGCGAUGCAGUCGGGCCUCAUGCCGCAUGUGGAAGAUGUACGGUUCAGAAAGUCUGGGUUGCAGGACAUGCAAUACGUUCCAUCAACGUCGUUGGCUGCAUUGCCCGGAGGUGCCCAUCAUGAUCUUCUGCAGCCGUCCAAUCCGAUGCCAGGUGGUGGUCAGCUGGAUCCCCAAUUGUUGACCAUGCAAACCGAGCUUCAGAGUCCUACGCAGUUGUUCGGCAAUUCCCCAUAUCCCGGUGUAUGGCAAGAGACUACCGCUAGCAAUUGCUACUCCCCUGUUCCAGCGUCGGUGGCCCCUACCUCGGUUUCGUAUCCGGCAGGGUCGGUCUAUCCACCGACAAUGCACCCGCUAGACAAUCGUGAGACAUGGGAAUCCGGCCAUGAGACGACCCUGGACGGUGCGGGGGGCGAGUUUGACCGCUGGAUAAACCCACAGGGCCAAGGAUUCUAGAAAAUGCUCCGAAUCCGUCACGACCAUGACGAACGCAAUGAGAUUCAUUGACCAUCUAGUGGUGUAUCUGCUUUCUAAUCUUGAUUCCCAGGGUGUACAUCUACUUCGCUUGCAAGACCUCGGGGCCGGAGUUGUUAUGGCGGCGAAAAUAAGUUUUUCUUCCUUUCUUUCUUCCUUUCUUCUUUUCUUUUCAAAUAGUGAAUUUGGGUUCUUAUUUUCUUGUAACGGUUUGUGAACCUCUAUCGUUGUCUACCUAUCAAUUGGUAUGCUUUUUUCGGGGCCUCUCUUCUUCCUCUCUCUCUCUCUCUAUCUCUCUUUUUCUUGUUGAGCUAUGGGUAUGGACACGGACUUGUUCUCCUCUUUCUGGAUGGUGUCUUUGCUGGAACUAUUGUGGUUAUUUCAUGAUAAUUGCG